GUAACACGUAAAUAAGUCCCCCCUCUGAGAAGUUAUGUAGUCGGUUGUCUAAUACAUCUUCAGUCUGUCUUUCACUGUUUUGAGUCAGAAUGGCCUCUUUUAAAGCCGCUUUGGUUUAUUCCAGUAGGCUGCUAACGACGCUGAAAAAGCAGGUACGUAUUUCGUGUAUUUAUACUGAAUUAACUUCACUGAAACUUGUGAAAGUCACUGUUAUGGUGUCACAAUCUGAGCUGCUGUUCUGUCAUUUCAGACUCAUGUUAUUCAGAUGAAGAGGACUCUGUUCCUGCCCAGACUCGUAUUCUUCAAACAAGCGGACGGUAAAUGAUAUAUUGAUGUUAUUGAACUGCAUAAUUUGAUUUGAAAUUCUUUAAUGUCAUCUAAGGGCAAUUUGGUUUGCAACAGAGGAUAAACACACACAAUUCUCACAUCACAGAAAGAAAGCAUACAGCAGAAAUAAUAUUAAUAAAUACAUGUGAAUACACAGAGUCAGCACAAUUUCAUGGUUGCAUUGUUCCCAUCAAUCUCACCAUCAGCUUAUUAAAAAAACCAAUGACUGUUGGGGCGAAGGAUUUGAGAUACCUGUUUGAUUUGGCUUCGCAAGUAAAAGUGAACCUUCUCUUUGACGAGAGAAGCUGAAAUUCUGUAUGGAGAGGGUGGAAGGGGUUUGCCAGAAUGACCUUUAGCCUUCUGAGUGACUGGAUUUAAAAACGGAGUCAAGAUCAGUAAGACUCAUGCCAGUAGCUUUUUGGCAAAGUUUCACAAUGUUCCUCAUCUUAUUUUUAUUUGCAAUACUGAGAUUAACAAAGCAACAUAUCAUAGAAAAGGUAAAAUGGACUCAAUAAAAGGAGAGUAAAACAUUUUAAGAAGCUUUUUGUCAACAUUGAAACACCUUAAUUUCCUCAGAUAAAAUAACCUGAUUUGAGCUCCUGUAAAAGCGCUAUACAAAUAAAAUGCAUUAUUAUCAUUAUUAUUAUUAUUAUUAUUUGCCUUUCGGCAGAUGGCAUCUAAGUUGGUCUCAAAUGACAGUUUGUCAUCCAGGAUGGUGCCUGGGUAUUUGUGCUGACUGACUACUUCCACAGCUUUACCAUUAACAAAGGUUUGGGCUGUGGCAGGUUGAUUCUUACGGAAAUCAAGAAUCAUGUCUUUCGUUUUUGACAUGUUCAUCUGCAAAAAAGAAUCAUUACACCAUCUAACAAAAUAGUCAAGCACAGGACCAUGUCCAUCCUCAUGAUCUUGCAGAAAGCUUAUGAGCACCGAAUCAUCUCCAAAUUUAAUGAUGAACCCCGAUUUGAACAUACUCUGACAGUCAUUAGUGUAAAGCAUGAACAAUAAAGGUGACAAAACACACCCCUGAGGUGAGCCUGUGGAGCACAGCAGGGUCUCAGACAGUCUUCCACUGACACGAGUUCUUUGCGGUCUUGUUAGAAAAUAAAUCAAUAAUAGCAAAAAUUGAGUUCAGUUUCUAUUAUUAGAGUUACUUUUUGAGGGAGUUUACUAAUUUUUAUGAAAUGACCACAGUUUGGUCAUUAACUGACAAUGAAAGUAGUUUUAUGAGGUAAAAAUGUAGAUGAGACAAUAUAUUGAUUAAAAAAAAUACAUUUGAGCCCAAAGAUAACACCUUUUCUCUUUUGGUUUACGGUUGUUGAUUUGUAAGGCAAGACAAACAAAUUUAAAAAUCAUUAAAAUAUUCCAGAGUGGAUUUAACUUAUUUUCCCUCAAGGCUGUAUUUACCCUAGAACACUAUCACUAAAAUUAGUAACACCAUCACUAUCGCUGGGUGAUUUUUACCCGAGAUAAUAUACCCAAGAAAAAGUACUUGUCAUCAAAAUAUAUCACAAUAGGACAAUAUAUGACAAAUUAAAGUAGUUUAUACUCGGACAAACGCAAAAUAAUGAAAAUCUCGUAAACCUGUUUGGUCGGGUGAAAAUCACUCGGCGAUAGUGUUCGAGAGUUAAUGUGCUUUAUUUUUAUAACUUUUUUUCAAGAUCCAAUUCGAGCAUUAGAAGUUGUCUUUCAAAAAUUACAAUUUGCUUAAAUGUGAUUUGGAAAUUUGGCCAUCUGUUUUAAUAAAUAUGUUUUUUUUCUUUUUUUUAAUUGAAAAUAUCCCACUCUUACGGAGUCCAGGCAGGUUUGUUCCCUUCGUCCGACAGUGCAGCUCCACAGCAGCCGGAGCAGAAAAAGGAGAAGACUCCUUCCUCAAAUGGUUUCUGCUGCUCAUCCCAGCCACCACCUUUGGCCUUGGGACAUGGCAGGUAUGGUGUUUUUUACUCAGAGUUAUCACACUUAUAAACCAGCCUUUAGAUAUUGGUGGACUGACCAGGGUGCUUUUGUCUCCUUGAAGGUGAAACGGCGACAGUGGAAAUUGCAGCUGAUUGAUGACCUUAGAAAACUCACAACGGCAGAACCCAUUCCUCUUCCUAUUGAGUGAGUUUACUAAAUUCAGAGGCAGAUUUUACAUUUUUAGUUUCAAACAUGCAUUUAUUCAAAAGAGGUAGACUCAGAUGAAUUAAUAAAAACCUCUGCCCUCGUGAUUUAAGGUAGCACAUGCUUUUGACCUCCACAAAAAUGCUUUACCCAUUUCUCCCAACUACAUGCUGACAUGUUUGUUUUUCUUAGUCCCCAUGAGCUGAACAGCUUAGAGUACAGGAGGGUCAGAGUGCGUGGACAAUACGACCACUCACAGGAGCUGUACAUCCUGCCUCGGUCUCCUGUUGACCCCGAGAAAGAGGCCAGAGAAGCUGGCAGGCUGUCUUCAAGUGGAGAGACCGGCGCCAAUGUCAUCACGCCAUUCUACUGCACUGACCUCGGGUACACUUUGCUGAUUUACAGGGAUAUUCCAGUGUAAAAUUAAUUUAGGGUCAAACACACCGUAACACCGAGUUAACAAAAACAUUAAUGAUCAUUUCUUUAUCAUUUCCUUGUAGUAAUAAUCACCCUAUUAAUCAUUUUGCACUGCAGACACGGUAGUUCUUCUGCCUUAACAUCUCGGUCUGAUUGCAUUUCCAUGAAAAAAUUAUCAUAAAUGUUCUUCCUUGAGCUGCAUCACCCCGCUAUAGUCUGUAAUGGACUGGCUCGAGGUCUUGCUACAAACAAGCGGCUGCUGGAAGAGAGUAGGUAAGUUGUGUUUAGUCUCUUUGCUAAAGAAAUUAGGCAAAGUUAAAAAGAUGUUUGGUGGCUAGUACUAUGGCUGGGACCCUAUAUGUACUGUUGAUGAAGUUAGGAGCUGUUCUGAGCAUUAUUUGUGGCUAUAGAGUGGCGUUUUGGUUGAGGUUUGUUUAUGACUGCUGUGUAUUGCUAAUGUGCGGUCAAUGCUGAAGUUGGUAUAACUAGAAAAGCAAGCAGUCAGCCACAUUAAUCUCUCGGGGGGGUUGUCUAACUUUGUGUUACGGUGUGUUUGACCCUAGAUUAAUUUUACGCCGGAAUAUCCCUUUAAACCUUUAAUUGCUGGAUAGUUACUGGUUGGUGUUACAUCUUGUAACCAACUUUCACUGAUUUCUGCUGCGUUCACCUCUAGCAUCACAAUCCUGGUGAACAGAGGAUACGUCCCAAAACAGAAGAUAAGGCCAGAGACCAGGCUGAAGGGACAGGUUAGUUUUUCAGAUCAUGUGACACAUCAGGGCAUUUUGACCGAAAGAUCUUCAGUGGUUACAAGUGACGGCCUCAUAAAACCUAGUCUUAAAAAAAACUCAAACUACCCCCUGAAGUUUUCCCCUCUUAGUCUUACAUUUUACUCUGCAGUCUGAAGUUGGUUAUAAAAAACUGUGAUGUUUCCUCUGUGAAGGUGGAGGGUGAGAUGGAGGUGGUCGGGGUCGUCAGGUUGACAGAACAACGUAAACCUUUCGUACCAAACAACGAUGUGGAGAGAAACCGCUGGCAUUACCGAGACCUGGAGGCCAUGUCUGCUGUCACAGGAGCUGAACCCAUCUUCAUCGAUGCAGACUUCAGUAUGGUUACACAUCUAUCUAGUCCAUGAUUAUCUCUCCAUUUUAGUGAAGAUUAGAUUAAAUAAAGUAUGUCAUGAUUAUUGUUCUACAGUUAAAGCUUCUGUUACACCUACAGAUAUUACUGUGUAGAAAUAAAUCUAAUCUGAGUGUCUCAUGAUGCAGGGAGCACUAUUCCUGGUGGACCAAUAGGUGGACAGACGAGAGUCACGCUGAGGAAUGAGCACAUGCAGUACAUAAUAACAUGGUGGGUUUGGAUGAUGUUUUCUAUAAGUGUCACACUUUGCUGUGAUUCACUUUUUCAAGAUAUCUAAAUGAGUCUUCUCUUUUCCUCCUUAGGUAUGGUUUGUGUGCAGCCACCUCAUACAUGUGGUUUGCAAAGUUCAUCAAGAGAAUUGUCUGAUGUGACCGAACCGAGAUGUCACAAGCAACUUCUAUUCUUAAUGUACAAUGUAAUCUUGUUUACUGCAUAAACAAAAGUGUAAAUAGCUGUGGAUUCUCUAGAAACAUAUGAAUAAAUUAAUACUGUUUCUGCUCUUGAA
Molecule: messenger RNA, 4483 nt
Organism: Xyrichtys novacula (pearly razorfish)
Lineage: Eukaryota; Metazoa; Chordata; Actinopteri; Labriformes; Labridae
Source: the annotation of a GenBank genome assembly